Molecule: messenger RNA, 1642 nt
Organism: Dothidotthia symphoricarpi CBS 119687
Lineage: Eukaryota; Fungi; Ascomycota; Dothideomycetes; Pleosporales; Dothidotthiaceae
Product: ankyrin
Exons: 2
Coding region: 50-1327 (425 amino acids)
Molecular function (GO): protein binding
Source: RefSeq, a predicted model, not a curated record
GUCAUGUUCAUCUUCUCCAGCUGGCAUCAACAUCGAGUCAGGCUUAGUCAUGAAACUCCUUGAACUGCCUCCCGAGCUCUUCUCUCAGAUCGUCCAUGAGCUUGUUUUGGAAGUUGGUGUUUGCGAAGCCUUUCAAUACCGGCUUACUUGUAGGUCAUUCGCCAGGUUUCUCUACAAGGAGAUUAUUUUCUACCAACCCGAUCAGUCUUACUAUGACCACUUCCUCCGCUGGCCACGAGAAGGCCUGACUUGGGGCCAACGACCCACCCUUAGCGAGCUAGUCAAGAAGUUUGGUGCAACAAUACUGGCUGCCAGGCUCAUCGCACCAUACGGUUUUGGAGGUAUUCUUGUGGCGUGGCUCACGUCAGUUGUGCAGGAGACGUCGCGAUUUGAUGAUGGUGUCUCAACUUUCACCAAAGAACAGUGUUCAGCAAACAUCUGCAACGCGUUGGGGCCAUGCGGGGUUCUCUACGACUAUCUUACGAACAAGGGGCUGGUCAUACCGAAGGAAUAUCAUGGCUCUGUACCAGCGGCGGCAGCAGCAGCGUCUGGAAAUGUCGCAGCGUUGCGCAAGAUCCUCCUUGACAACGUGAAGCGCGGAGUUCCGCUGCGACCCCUAGGUGCCUCAAUUGUUGUGGCUGCAGUCUCAGGGCAAGCCGACGUCCUGAGAGAGCUGCUGCUAUAUGCAGGCAGCAUUAUCAAACCCCCAGCCUCGUUAUUGAAUGGUGCCAUGAAGGCGGUGAUUCGUCAAAAUCACUUGGAAUGCGCGGAGUUGUUGUUCUCCUAUCAACAAUCUACUAACCUAUGUAUAAUAACCAUGCGCUCUUACCAGAAUGACUGUUUUGUCACGGGAUCACGCCAGAUGCUUGACAUCAUCCAGAAGGAAAAACGCCAACCGAAUUUUUCCCUCCACCUCGAUGAAUUACAGAAGAUAAAUGCGCUUUCGAAGGCUACACCAGAGCUCUUUCGUUUGCUCCUCCAGGAUGGCCUCAUCAAACCGAACUCCGCCUUAGACAUAUAUUGCGGCCAUAAAACCGCUUUGGGGGUCGCAUUGUCAAACGAUCGAUAUGAUAUUGCACGCAUGCUCAUCGAGCAUGGUGCAGACGUAAACAUGAGACCACCAUCAGCACCACUCGGAGUGACGGCGCUUUGGCAUGCGUCGAACGACGGAGACAUAGAUGCGGUCAGAUUUCUUCUUGAUCAUGGUGCCGAGAUAGGCUAUAAGACUGGCGACUCGUGUUGUCCGAUAGAGGCAGCUACAGAGCGCGGCCAUACUGAGAUACUCGCGUUGCUCCUCGAUGCGAAGGCAGCCCGCAACUCCGACUAGAUACUGUGAGAGUUGCGCGAUGCACAGUUGGUUAGCCUCAGCUAAGUCGAGGGUACAGGUGACAAACAUUUGGCGUGUCAAGGUCGUCUGAAUUGAUGCGUGGCUCUUCCAGCCUCCUUCUCCCUGCACUGAGGUUGGUUCGUCUUUAGUCAUUCUCGGUAGCCUGGAGCGAAUCUACUCGUGGUAUUUACUUUUCACACUAAUUGUUUUCUUCCCAAAAGAGUUUUGGUCAUCAUGAGGACCAUGGAGUAUAGAGGGGGGUGGAUAAAGAUGUGUUGCAAAUCUUGAUUCCUCAAAUAACAAUGAACUCGCCAG